Molecule: messenger RNA, 1505 nt
Organism: Caenorhabditis auriculariae
Lineage: Eukaryota; Metazoa; Nematoda; Chromadorea; Rhabditida; Rhabditidae
Source: the annotation of a GenBank genome assembly
AUGGGCGACUUCUUGUUUUAUUUGGAGGAAAUAAAACACAAAUUUUACUGUAUGAGCAGAACGGAACAAGAGUUUGCAAUCAGUGAGAUUGAAUGAAAUGUCUUUGAAACAUGAAAAACGAAUCUUGAGGAAGCGUAGAAGAAGUUUUGGCGGAAAUGCGAGGAAGUCGGGCCGAAGUGGCCGUUGAGCAAAUUUCCAACCAAUGCCUUGUCGACGACGCCCAAAGAAUGAUUCUGGUUCGGUUUCAAGAUGAAUUUUCGAGCAGUCACUAGAGGGCUGAGGUUGACUCCCAAGGAAGUCACUCUUUACUAGAAAAGUUUUUAGAAGCACUCAGAAAAAAGAUUUUAUAGGAACGAUUCUCGCAAGAGUGGGACGAGGCGUCGCCUUCUAGUUUUUUGACGUUGGAAAAUAAUCGAGGUGAGCUAUGAUCACUCUUGAACUUUCGUUUUCCGCCAAAGUUUGAGCUUGAGAAAAAGCCAAAAGUAUAGGAAUUUUGUUUUCCGACACCUCUUAAUUCCGAACCUUUGGAACUCAUUUUCCCUCUAAAAUUUGCUUCCAGUGAUACCUCAGAACUAUCAAUUUUCCAAAAAUAUUUUCUUUUUUGAAAAUUGAAUAUCAUGAUCACUUAACUAUGUUGUUUAUUCACAUUACUAGGGAAAAUUUUUGUGGAAGAUUUGAAGUAUAACUAAACUUCUGAAGAUAUUUUCCAGGGAUGUGGAAGAUUUGAAGUAUAACUAAACUUCUGAAUAUAUUUUCCAGGGAUGUGGAAGAUUUGAAGUAUAACUAAACUUCUGAAUAUAUUUUCCAGGGAACUUCUGAAUAUAUUUUUCAGGUGAUGCCGACGCAAGCGUUAGUUUUCCAGACUUUGUCCAAAUAGAACGCGAAGUUAGUCUCUGAAUUCCUUGUUAAUCAACUUAACAUGCGUAGAUCUACGAAGGCUGGGAAGAGCCAGUUGUUUGCAAAGUCCGGCGGGAUUUUGAGCCAGAAGAUGGCGACAAAAAUUUAUUGUGCUCAACUUGUGGCUUCUCGGCCGCGAAUCGUAAGGCGCUUUACAGGUUCCUUCGUUUUUAUAAUUUCAGAUAUCUCAUGAACAACUAUUCUUUAAAUAGAAUUUGAAAAAUUUUUUUCAAACCAUCGAGAUUCAAAAAUUAGAUCAAAUUACAUCAAACUCUUUUCACUAUGCCUCUUCAAAUUAGGUCCCAAUGCUCUGUCGGAGCAUUUAUGGGAGGGAGGAAACGUUUGAUAAAUGAGUUAUGACUGAAAGAAAAACUCGCAGCUCUGAAAUAUUUAAUCAAAAGAAGCCCGCCUCAAAUCGGCUAGGGAUACACCGUAGCCUAAUUUGAGACCAUUGCAGACAUGGACUACGAGCGGGGCACAGAACCAAGGAAAAAUCGACGGAGUUGAAACCGAUGCACUGCGAAAAAUGUCCUUUUUUCACGACGAGAAAGUUCAAUCUCUACCGCCAUCUGAAGCGGCAACACAGCAUUGACGCGACCUCAUUGUAG